Acaulospora morrowiae is the source of this 260-nucleotide messenger RNA. NCBI's taxonomy places the organism in Eukaryota, Fungi, Glomeromycota, Glomeromycetes, Diversisporales, Acaulosporaceae. The record is from the annotation of a GenBank genome assembly.
AUGAACCGUUCAAACAUACCAUCUCAAACUACGAGAGACGACGAUGUUGACGAUAAACAUAUCGUUAAUGCUGAAGAAAUUGUGCGUGAAAAAUAUAUCGGAAAAGGCACCUUCGGUAACGUUUACAAAGCUUUAUAUCGUUCGGAAUACGUUGCUGUCAAGAUAGUCAAGAUAUCUGAUUGGACACAAGUAUCAAAGGAGGUUGAAAUCAUGAAGAAGAUUGGAGACAAAUAUUAUCAUCUUAUUCGUUAUCGGGGUGA